AUGUCAAGAUCGACCCCGGGGAACGACGUGGAAGUUGAAGGAAGAUUUGUGCUGCUGGAGCUAGGACCCGAUGAGCAAACCAAGAGAUCCAAGGAAGACUUCUAUGUUGGGAGCUGGAGAUGGCAACUAUCCGCAGUCCGAGCGAAUGGGCAUACUUCAGUGACGCUUUCGCCAUCUUCACGAUCUUUUGACAAAUAUGCUGCCGUUGUUUCCCUGAAACUUAUACAUUUUCCUGAAAUUGGACCGGGCGUAGUUCAAAAUCUUGAAGUGGUUAGCGUGCCUCUCAACUGUCCUUGUACAUCGACAGUGACCGAUGAAUGUAAAUCAAGAAGAUGCUUGAUUGACAUCGAGUUUAUCAAAAUGACUAGGCGUGGCAAACCAGAGUCUGUUUUGCGUUCUAGAGAAACGAGGACGUCAAUGGAGCAAGCACAGUCUGGUUUUGCGCGCAUGCUGCGAGAAGGCAUCCUCACCGACAUCACCAUCAACGCCAUUGGUGGCAGCAUCAAGGCCCACCGCGCCGUUCUGGCCGCACGGUCAUCAGUGUUCUUGAGGAUGUUCUCGCACAACCUCAAGGAGAAGAAGCUCUCCACGGUUGACAUCUCCGACAUGUCGAUCGACGCAUGUCAGACCUUCGUCGGCUACCUCUACGGUGUCAUCGCGUCGGAGGACGAGCUGCUCACGCACCGGAGCGAGCUCCUCGCGGCCGGUGACAAGUACGGCAUCGCGGACCUCAAGAAGGCGUGCGAGGAGAGCCUUAGGAGGGACGUGAGCACGGAGAACGUGCUGGAGAGGCUGCAGACGGCACACACCUAUGGACUGCCGGCGCUCAGGAGGACCUGCGUGAGGCUGCUCGUGGACUUCGGGAAGAUGUACGAGAUUCCCAAGGAUUUUGCAGAGUUCAUGGAUACCACGGACCAGGAUCUCAUAGACGAAAUCCGUUCGACUGCAACUCUCAGUGGGAGAAAACUUGCGGCCAGAAAGAAGACUGCAGCUAAAAUUACUAGGCGCCGUAGCUUCUAA
This is a messenger RNA of Triticum turgidum subsp. durum (durum wheat), 1020 nucleotides long. The record is from the annotation of a GenBank genome assembly. Lineage: Eukaryota; Viridiplantae; Streptophyta; Magnoliopsida; Poales; Poaceae.